AUGCCACGUCGGCCACGCAAAGAUGAUGGAGAACCAGCGACGAUCAAGAAGGUUAAAAAGGAUCCAAACAUGCCAAAACGUGGCCAAUCGGCUUUCUUCCAUUGGUUGCACGAGAAUCGACAGCGUAUAAAGAAGGAGAAUCCCGGAGUGUCGGUUGGACAAAUCGGGAAAAUUGCUGGAGUUGACUGGGGGAAAAUCACCGACAAAUCGAAAUGGGAGAAGCUAGCCGCUGAGGAUCGCAAGCGUUACGAGAAGGAAAUGGCUGCCUACAAAGCAAAA
Messenger RNA from Mesorhabditis belari, 279 nucleotides. The record is from the annotation of a GenBank genome assembly. NCBI's taxonomy places the organism in Eukaryota, Metazoa, Nematoda, Chromadorea, Rhabditida, Rhabditidae.